This is a messenger RNA of Chaetomium fimeti, 1615 nucleotides long. RefSeq lists its product as uncharacterized. The transcript has a single exon. The coding region runs from base 193 to 1362 and encodes 389 amino acids. Gene Ontology annotation, biological process: conidium formation; sexual sporulation resulting in formation of a cellular spore; regulation of conidium formation. The record is from RefSeq and is a predicted model, not a curated record. Lineage: Eukaryota; Fungi; Ascomycota; Sordariomycetes; Sordariales; Chaetomiaceae. Gene Ontology annotation, cellular component: plasma membrane.
UCGGUCUCGUCCGUCGCGAAAGCAAAGCGGGAGAGCUACUCCUCAGUCUCAUCAGACCUCGAAGCCCAGAAUGCCGAGAUCGACGACUUCGCCCACAAGCGCUUCGGCUUCAUCCGGUACACGGCGCUCAACGUCUACCGCCGCCUAUUCAGCAUUGCCUUCAUCGGCAAUGCCAUCGCUUUCAUCAUUCUCAUGGUCAAGGGGACCGCCCCCCUGGACUUCGUCAAUGCCGCCGCCGUCAACCUGGCCGUCUGUGGCCUCUGCCGCCACCCGCUGGUCGUCAACUCGCUGUUUCUCACCUUCGGCUCCGUCCCGCGCUCGGCGCCCGUGAGGCUGCGCCGCCUAGCCUGCAAGAUCUUCCACCUCGGCGGCGUCCACAGCGGCGCCGGCGUGGCCUCGUGCGUCUGGUACAUCGGCUUCGCGGGGCUCUACACCUACCAUUUCGUGCCCUCGCCCGCGUCCAUCGCGGUGCUCGUGCUGGUCUGGUUCGUCCUAGCCCUGCUCCUCGCCAUCAUCACCGUCGCCCACCCCGUCUUCCGGGCCAAGUACCACGACUACUUCGAACUCACCCACCGCUUCGCCAACUGGGCCAUCCUCGCCCUCUUCUGGGUGCUCAUCUUCCUGCUCGGCGCCCAGGAACCCUCCCUCUCCGCCUUCCUAAUCAACCUCCCCGCCUUCUGGAUCCUCAUCAUCCUCACCGCCGCCACCAUCCACCCCUGGCUGCUCCUCCGCCGCGUCCCCGUCAAGGCCGAGGCGCUCUCCCCGCACGCCGUGCGCCUGCACUUCUCGCACGCCACCGUGCACUUCGGGCAGGGCAUCAGCGUGGCGCGCCACCCGCUCGGCGACUGGCACAGCUUCGCGAGCUUCACGGACCAGUUCGACGCGGCCGACACCAAGUUCUCCUGCUUAGUCUCCAAGGCCGGCGACUGGACGCGCCAGGCCAUCGCGCAGCCGCCGACGCGGCUGUGGAAGCGCGGCGUGCCCACCUACGGCUUCGGCUACGUGUUCCGCAUGUUUGAGCGCAUCAUUGUUGUUACUACCGGGUCGGGCAUCGGGCCUUGUCUGUCGUUCAUCGAGGACCCGCGCCGGCCCGACAUGCGCGUCGUGUGGCAGACCAAGAGCCCGCUCAAGACGUAUGGCCAGCGCACGCUGGAUCUGGUCAAGCGCAUGGAUGCCGAGCCGGUAAUUAUCGAUACGUCGGUUACGGGCCGCGUGGAUAUGCUGCCCGUUGUGCUGCGGCUGUACAAGGAGUUUGGCGCCGAUGCCGUGUGUGUCAUCAGCAACCCGAAGAUGACCCGCAGUCUGGUGUACAGCCUGGAGACACGUGGCAUUGCCGCGUACGGGCCGAUUUUUGAUAGUUAAGCGGGUGGAUGGAAGGUCAUGGUUGUGGGUCGGGGACUGCAAAUGGGCGGUUUACCAUACUAAAUGGGUGGAUGGGUUUUACGUCUGGUAUGGAAUAGAUGUAUAUCAUGAUUACUAACCGGUUGGGGAUGGUUUCACGGCAUGUCACUGGGUUGGGCGGAUGGGGCGGUUCCUGGAAUAAACAUAUCACGCUAUGGGUUAUGGCUAUGAAUACUAAUGAGAAGGGAUUUGGUUUGCCUGAUGAUGUUCUCUA